This is a messenger RNA of Gopherus flavomarginatus (Mexican gopher tortoise), 1271 nucleotides long. Its product is annotated as putative methyltransferase DDB_G0268948. Gene Ontology annotation, molecular function: S-adenosylmethionine-dependent methyltransferase activity. Lineage: Eukaryota; Metazoa; Chordata; Testudines; Testudinidae. The record is from RefSeq and is a predicted model, not a curated record. The coding region runs from base 112 to 927 and encodes 271 amino acids. The transcript has 7 exons.
CGGAAAGAAUACAGCUAAUUCAUCAACUACGGCAGGAAUUCUUGCUUCCUGGGCAGCAAAUCCAUCUGUUUCAGUGACAUACACAGAUACAAGGUGCCAGUUUGCUGGAAGAUGGCUGUGCGUUUGUUCGAGGCACGAGAUCAUGCAGUUUCAUAUCAGAAAUACAGAUUCUCUCCCCCUGAAAAUCUCCAAAGUGUCAUCUUCUCCUACCUGGAAGAAAAGAAAGUAGACCCCAUUCGGCUGGCAGUGGAUGUCGGCUGCGGGUCGGGACAAAGCACUCGCGUGCUCGCAGCUCAUUUUGAGAAGGUGGUUGGGACAGACAUCAGUGAAGCUCAAAUAGAGGAAGCCAAACAAGCUGCCUCCUUCCCAAAUGUUUCUUACCAUGUGUGCCCUGCAGAGGAGCUGCCAUUUGCGGAUGGCUCUGUGGACCUCAUUACUGCUUUUACAGCUGCCCACUGGUUUGAUAUGCCGAAGUUCAUGAAAGAAGUGGAUCGAGUUCUCAAGCCACAUGGCUGUGUGGCUCUUAGCACCUACACUUCAAACUUCAGUAUGCACUAUAAAGACUGCUCAGAGAGGCUUACAGAAAUCUUCACUGAGACCCAAGACCUUCUCCAAAAAUACGCAGAUGAAAAAGUAAAUCUUCUCAUUGCAGAGUAUAAAGAGGUGUUUGAGUCUGUGCCUUUUCCAGACAAGAAGAGAGUUACCCAGAUCUUAGACAGAAUUCCCAUGUCUGUUUCUGGGGUGAUCGGGUUUUUCCAGUCCUUCUCCAUGUAUCAAGCCUUUCUGAGGAGCGACCCUGAAGGAGCAAAAUCCCUCCUCCAAAAAACUGAAGAAAGGUUCCUGGAGACCAUGGAAGUUUGCUCUAAUGAAACCCAGGUAGAGAUCUGGAUGAGGAGUGUUUCUGUUCUAGGCUGCAAGGGGCCAUGAAUGGAAAAUCCAGCAACGACCCUAUAGUCAAAAGAAUAAUCCCAUUUUUGAUAUUUACUUAUAACUGAUGUUAUCACCUUUAAAAUAUUUGAUUAAGAUCCUAGUAAAGUCAAUGGUAAAGCUCCCUACUCUUCAAUGGGAGACAAUGGAAGCACCAAGUCAAAUCGUAUCAAUAUUAGAAGGGCUUUCGUAGGAUGUUUUUUUCCUAUUUAAAGAGGAAAAGCUCAGUGUUCUGUCUGGCCAUCGUUCAACGAGCAUUGAAAGAAAUCAAGGACCUUUUGCCACACAGAAGGCUGCGGAGAUUGGAUCAUAUAUGGAAUAUGUAAUAAACAUUGUGUUACCUA